GACACAUAAACAACAAUGUCUUAUGCCCCUCCUUUCUGAUGAUUAAAGAGGAAAAUAAGAGCACUUUGUGAAAUUUAUUGUCGCUGAAAUAUACUUGCUGCUCAAAAUGACCGAAACUGAUAUUGCAACUUCAAAACCUUGGUUUUCAACCUCUUCAUGUUCAUCAAAAAGUGAGAAAUUGGCAGAAGCUGAAAAUCGGAUUUUUACCGCACUUGGAAUAAAGUUUUCAUCUGAACUGGUCCAGAUUCCAUUCAAAAACACUGAAAUCAACACAAUUACUGUGAAUUGUGAGAACGAGAGUUCUGAACUAAAAUCAAAAUAUCCAAUUGUUUUGAUUCAUGGAUUUGGAGCUGGAGUUGCUCUUUGGGGAUCUGCCAUUAAGAGGCUUGCACAAUUUCAAAAUGUUUAUGCUAUAGAUCUACCUGGAUUUGGCCGCUCGAGUCGCACAAAAUUCUCAACUGAUCCAGAGACUGCUGAAAAGGAAAUGAUUGAAGCAAUCGAGCAAUGGAGAGUUAAAAUGAAUUUGGAAAAGAUGAAUCUGGUUGGUCACUCAUUUGGUGGAUACCUCUCCACAUCUUACGCCCUCAAGUAUCCUAAACGAAUAGAAAACCUAAUACUUGCUGAUCCAUGGGGGUUCACAGAUGUGGACCCGAGUUUUUUGGAAAAGUUGACGAAACGGCAAAAAGCUCUGUUUUGGGUUAUUCUGAAGUUUAAUCCACUUGCUGCUCUAAGACUCGUUGGUGGAUAUGGCCCAUCUCUUAUGAAGCGUCUACGCCCGGAUCUAGAACAAAAAUACUCUGAAGAUGUGUAUGACUACAUUUACCUAGCUAACUCGGGAAAUCCAACAGGAGAAAUAAUUUUCAAAAGCUUGUCAGAGAAUUUACGAUGGGCAAAGAACCCAAUGAGCAAAAGAUUCCACGAGUUAGAUAAAACCGUUCCUGUAAAAUUUAUUCACGGAGGAAUGAGCUGGGUGGAUUGGAAAACCACUAGGGAAAUGUUUGGAAGUAUGGAUCAUGUAGAGUCACAUAUCAUAGAAGGAGCCGGCCACCAUGUCUACGCAGACGAUACUGAUCGAUUUGUGGAGCUCGUCAUAGGAUCUUUGAAGGAUGGAAAGACUGGAGAUCUGGUGCCAGAAGAAGUGAAUUUGGAAGAAGAUAUUGUGACUCCACUGUAGAAUUUCUAAUUAUACCUCAUUUUGAAGAAUUAUCACGGGUUCUUUGUCAGAAUCCAGUUGGCAGUUAAUGUUUUAGUUUCCCACUGAAAUCACCCCGUUUCCCCUUAAAAAUAGUUCCAGUGACUCUUUUCAUUGUUGAUAACCUGAAUAUCUUUAAAAAAACGCGGCCGUUUUCCGAAAAUAAAUUAUUUCAUUCAUAAAA
Molecule: messenger RNA, 1376 nt
Organism: Caenorhabditis elegans
Lineage: Eukaryota; Metazoa; Nematoda; Chromadorea; Rhabditida; Rhabditidae
Gene: abhd-5.1
Product: Abhydrolase domain-containing protein abhd-5.1
Exons: 7
Coding region: 107-1174 (355 amino acids)
Source: RefSeq, marked reviewed